AUGGCCAGACAUGGAACCAACACUGAUUUUACUGCACCCACUUUGCCCCCUCCCAAAAAAGUGCCUGCCCAACAGGCUUCCCAGUACAAACACAUUCCGCCCUCUGGUCACUCCCAGCAUGCACACCCAAUCAGGCCGUGGUUUCACCCAUGGAGCCAUAACCACAGAGACGUAGGGGCAGCAGAGGAAGGUCUUAGCGGAACAGCUGGUGCUGCUGAAGGACUGCGGAAGAUUCAAGGUGCCUGCACCUUUUCAUAUUUCCUUGUAUAUUUUGUCUGUCUGUCUGCCCUCAUCCUUUUCCUUCCAGGAGCCUCAGAAAUAGAACGGAGGCUCCAUCAGAAGCUUUUUGAGAACUACAACUUGAAAGUCAGACCAUCUCAGUACUGGGAGGAGAAGGUGAUGGUUAGAGUGGGCAUGACUCUGUCCCAGCUGGUCAGCUUGAAUGAGAAGAACGGCGAGAUGACAACCAACGUGUUCAUGAAUAUGGCUUGGACAGACUACAGGUUGUCGUGGAAUCCAGACGAAUAUGACAACAUUAAUGUUUUGAGAAUUCCUCCCAAUAAGGUGUGGCGUCCCGACAUCUACCUCAUAAACAAUAAUGACGGUCACUUUGACGUUGCUCUAUACGUUAACGUCCUGGUCUACAGUGACGGGACGGUCAACUGGCUUCCACCGGCCAUCUACCGCAGUUCCUGCUCUAUUGAGGUGGCAUACUUCCCCUUUGACUGGCAGAACUGCAGUAUGGUUUUCCGUUCAUACACCUACGACGCCUCCGAGGUGGACCUGCAGUACUUUCUAGACGAUGAUGGAAAAGAGAUCCAGGAGAUUGUUAUAGAUGAGAAUGCAUUCACUGAAAAUGGAGAAUGGGCAAUCUGUCAUAAACCCUCGAGGAAGAAUGUGAGGGAGAACCUAUAUGAGGACAUCACCUUUUACCUCAUCAUCCAGAGGAAGCCCCUGUUCUACAUCAUCAACAUCAUCGUGCCCUGCAUCCUCACCAGUGUCUUGGCUAUAUUUGUCUUCUACCUGCCUCCUGGAGCAGGAGAGAAGAUGACCCUCUCCAUAUCCGUACUCAUCGCCUUGACUGUCUUCAUGCUCCUAUUGGCCGACAAAGUCCCAGAGACUUCCCUCGGCAUUCCAAUUAUCGUCAACUACGUCAUGUUCACCAUGAUCCUGGUUACCUUCUCCGUCAUCCUGAGUGUGGUCGUCCUCAACCUGCACCACAGAACCCCGAGCACACAUAUCAUGCCAGUCUGGGUCCGAAAGGUCUUCAUCCACUUCCUGCCCAAAUACAUCGGUAUGACCAGACCGAUCCAAGAGGAGCCUCUGGAGAAGGAGGAGUCCAGUGAAGACACGCCCAUCCGAAGCUACAACGGACGGCAGCCUGGAGGGGAAUACUUCUUUCGCAAGAUUAACCCAGAUCUUGUCCUACCUUGGAGAGGCAGAUGUGAGAGUACAGUGCAGCUCCAGAGGCACCCAGGUACUGAUGGGUACUGUCUAAUCCUCCCUCCUAACCUGAAGUCGGCCAUCGCUGCAGUCACGUACAUGACUGAGCAGCUAAAGAAACAGGACACAGAUGACACGAUGACAGGAGACUGGCAGUUCAUCGCCCUGGUGUUGGACCGCCUCUUCCUGUGGUUGUUUGUCAUCAUCACCACUCUGGGCACCCUGGCCAUGUUCUUGGAUGCCAGUUUCAACUACACACCCGACAACCCUUUCCCAUAGUACCACACAAAACACACACAGACACACACACACAUACAUGCAUUUACACACAGCAC
Sphaeramia orbicularis (orbiculate cardinalfish) is the source of this 1778-nucleotide messenger RNA. It is a transcript of the gene chrnb1l, whose product is annotated as cholinergic receptor, nicotinic, beta 1 (muscle) like. Bases 1 to 1722 code for a protein of 573 amino acids. The record is from RefSeq and is a predicted model, not a curated record. Gene Ontology annotation, molecular function: transmembrane signaling receptor activity; acetylcholine-gated monoatomic cation-selective channel activity. The transcript has 13 exons. Gene Ontology annotation, biological process: monoatomic ion transmembrane transport. Lineage: Eukaryota; Metazoa; Chordata; Actinopteri; Kurtiformes; Apogonidae. Gene Ontology annotation, cellular component: postsynaptic membrane.